AUGGCUUCUGUAUAAAACAUAUUUGAAAUAGUUGAUGAUUUUCUCAAUUAUGAUUCAUCUUAAUUAGGAGAUCUUGAGCUAUAUUUUAGUGGAUGCUCUGUAAGUGGAUAAAGACUUGUUAGGAUAUGCUAAAAAAUAGUAUUAUUAAAUGGCCUUUAGAAUUUAACAUUCAAACUAAGGUGCAAUCUUUUAUCAUUUUGUGAUUUGGAAGAAUUAGGAAAAAAUCUUCCGAAUAUUAAAAAUCUUAUGACUCUAAACAUUUUUUUGUCAAGAAAUAGUCUUGCAAUUGAUGGAUUAUCUUGUUUGGCUAAAGGAUUGGCAUAAUGCAAAAAUUUAACUACUUUAAUGAUUGAACUUAAUGAAAGUUUUAUUAGAGAUUCUCAUUUGAAGGUUUUAGGUGAAGGUUUAGGAUAAUCUCAAUCCAUUUAAAAUUUAACAGUUGAAUUGUAAAACAAUGAAAUUAAUUCAAAUGGGUUCUGUAGCUUUUCUAAAGGAGUUGCAAAUAUAGAUACAUUAGAAUCUUUAAAGCUUGAUUUUAAACAAAAUAAAAUUGGUAGCGAUGCACUUGAUUAGUUUGAAUAGAGUUUCUAAGAAUCUAAACAUCUUUCAAAGUUAAAUAUUAAUUUUGAAAUCAACAAAAUCGGCAAGGAGGAUAUCCAAAGUUUAAUUAAAGGAUUCAACAGUUGCAAAACACUAAUUUCCUUAGACUUAGAUUUGUGGUAUAAUCACAUUGAUAAUGAAUGCUUGAAAAUUAUUGGAAAAGAGUUAGCAAAUAAUAAAUCAAUUAAACAUUUCUACCUUAAUCUUAGAGUUUAGAAUGGAACAAAUUUUGACGGAACAGGAAUUUUUAAUCUAGCUAAAGAUUUAGCAAAAAUAAAACACCUAUUUAGUCUCGAAAUUGUUACAUUAGAUCCUUUUGGUUAGUCCACUAAAGAAUAUUUGAACUAAAAACACAUUUUACAACUCAAAAAAUUGCUUAGAUUAGUUUCAUUAAAAUAUUAUUGA
Molecule: messenger RNA, 1005 nt
Organism: Tetrahymena thermophila SB210
Lineage: Eukaryota; Ciliophora; Oligohymenophorea; Hymenostomatida; Tetrahymenidae
Product: kinase domain protein
Exons: 12
Biological process (GO): nucleocytoplasmic transport; activation of GTPase activity
Cellular component (GO): cytosol; perinuclear region of cytoplasm; nucleus
Molecular function (GO): small GTPase binding; GTPase activator activity
Source: RefSeq, a predicted model, not a curated record